Messenger RNA from Eubalaena glacialis (North Atlantic right whale), 6701 nucleotides. RefSeq names its product TraB domain containing (gene TRABD). The transcript has 10 exons. NCBI's taxonomy places the organism in Eukaryota, Metazoa, Chordata, Mammalia, Artiodactyla, Balaenidae. The record is from RefSeq and is a predicted model, not a curated record. Bases 4398 to 5531 code for a protein of 377 amino acids.
CCGCCCCGCUGUCGCGGUCCGCCCCGUCUGGUGGGGCGACGAGCCGCAUGGAGGCCGGCUGAGGAGCGCCGCCCCGCCUUGGUUGAAUCCUCCUGGCUUUCGGGGUCCCCUGGAGAGGAAGAUGUCCAGGCCACCAGCUCGGCGCCCUCCUGUGCAGGCUCCACUCUCCCUGGGCCUCUCCCUUUUGCCGCUGUUGCCCCCUUGUGUGGCUGGGAGGGAGCCCUGACCUUGGGGCCACUGGUCAGCCUUACAGGAUGGCGGUGAUGUUGCAGCCAGGAGAGGGCCUGGCACGGUGGGCGGGCAGGCCCCUACCCAGCGCCCUGCAGUGGAGGUCAGUGUGGGGACCCAGCACUGGGUAGAGUCCAGGUUCCAAGAGGGUUGGCCAGGUGUGGUAGGCUUCCAGCUCAGGUGUGAGUUGGCAUGUGCCCUCUACCCCCAUCCUACUCUCGGCCACACCUCCAUAAAGCAGAGCCUGCCAGACCCAGGAGGGUCUCCGGUGGCCAAGGUGCCCAGGCUUCAGAAGUGGGGAUGGAUGUAGGGGGUCAGGGCUUUGGGCCACACCCUGCUGCCUCCCAGUUCUCCGGCCCGCUAGUCUGUCCAGUUUGGAACCCUUGGCUUUGUGAGCAGGCCUAGUGGGUUGGUUGGGAGAUGGUUUUUCUGGGAACUCCAUCAGCUCUGGGUCUGGGAGGCAGUUUCUGGCUUCCUAAUUUUUACAGGGGUGAAUGAGAGAGAAUGGCUGUCUCAUCCUGCUCUGCAAUCAUGACAAAAUACCACUGAAGGGGGCUUAACGGUUUUCUCACAGUUCUGGAGACAGAAAAGUCAAGAUCAAGGUGCUGGCUGAUUUGGUUGCUGGUGAGGGGUCUUUCUUCCCGGCCUCCAGGCAGCUGCCUUCUCACUGUAUCCUCACCGGGCCGCUCUCCCGGGUCUCUUCCGAGGAAGGCUCUGAUCCCAUCCUGGGGCACAGUCUCAUGACCUCACCCAACCCUCACCAUCUCCCAAAGUCCCCGCCUCCUAAUUUCACCCCCACUGGGGUUAGGGCUUCAAACUAUGAGGGGACACAGUUCAGUCCAUAGCUGCUCCUGGAAGGGGACAGCUGCCUGGGCUGGGCAGGCGGGAGCUGUGGCUUGCCACGCAGCCUGCACUCUCUGGUGUCCUCAGGUCUGUCCUGCCAGGGGCACCCAGCAAACCGUUUCCUGUGCUAACACCCCAUCCAGCAAGAGCACCUUGACACGUUCCCUGGGGGUCCCUAAUGCAGGUGGGGCUCUCCCUGCCCUGUGAGCAGGUGCAUUCUCUGGUGAACCCGACAAGAUAGGUCCUCACGGGGGUCAGGGAUUCCCUCGGAUUUGGAGCUCGUUUUCCUAGAAGCGUGUGGGUGUCAUCUGCGUGGAGCCAGAUAAGGGUGGUGUCCCUCUCUGUGGACGAGUCUCCUGAAACCAGGUGGCUGGUUCUCUUCAUGCCCCGGCAGAGGGAAGCGGAGGUGACAUCUCAGUGUGGCACGCCUCGUGCUGCUCGUGGGAUGGCUGGGUGGCUGCUCUAACCACCUCGGCCCUAAAGGCAGGAGCUAAGAGCCUGGCGGGUUGGAACGACUUGCCCGAGGCCGCACCGCGCCAAGCGGCAGCCUGAGAUCUGGCCAACCCUGUAGCCGUGCCCCGCAGCACGGGUGCUGGCAGCCGCCUAGAGGACCGGCCUCGGUGGCCAGGCUCCGGAGGCCUCUCCCACCGCUGAGCCUGGUGCCUCCCCAGGCCGUGCUCCGUAGACAGUCCGGCUCAGCAGUGACACCUGUUGGGGGCGGUGAGCACCUGCACUGGGCAGAAGGGUCUGCUUUGUGCCGGGCUCCCCAGGGUCUCGGCGUUGGUGGCCGCGGCGUGGCCAGGUUGCCGGGCGGAAGCCUGGUUCCGGCCUCCCUGGGGCUGUGCUGGCUGGUGGGAGCUGGGCGCUGGAACCUGGAUUUAGGAGGGGGCACAUCGAUCUCCCCGCGAGGGUGUUAGCCUGGGGUCUGCUGGUCGCUGCAGCCUGUGGUGGUGUGAUGAGCUGCCAUGACCCAUCGUCCAGAGAUUUUGUGGCCAGAAACACAGCGUGCGGGUGUGGGAGAUGGAGGCCGGGCCCAGGGUUCUAUGGCGUUGGGCCCUUUGCUCCCCUCCCGUAAAUAUUUAGAGAGGCUCGGGUCCCAGUCGUAAAUAUUUGAAAGUGCAUCAUGGUGAGUGGGGCUCCCUAGGGGAGGAGGGAUUGAUGACCCACUGAACUUACUGAUACGUCCUACAAGGGUAUCAGCAGGGGCCCUGGCUGAGGUUGCAGGAAACCAGGGUAUUGGGAAGUGUGUGCAUGUGAUAACAUCAGAGAGACGCUUCUCAGAAUCACGGGCUCUUGGCCCUGAAGGGGCCUCGGUGGCCUUCCUGCCUGACCCCUCCCAGGCCAGGCGCCCACCCCGGCGAGCUCGAGGGGACCUGGGUCCUGGUGCUGCGGUUGGUGGCCCAGCCAUCUCGGGGCUCAAGGCUCGUCUGCCCCCUGGGGACAGAGGAUGCGUCUGGCCUGGCCAGGCCAAAUGCAGGGAGGGCAAGGGCAGGGCCGACCCAGACCUGUGACCCCCACCCCUGUGGGAGGGAGGCUGAGGCCUCAGUGGCCCUCCUCUUACCGGCUGUCACACAGGUUUCCCAGGACAGCACUGGAUGCUUCCUUAAGAAGUUUCUCUAGUACUUUGGCAGCCUUGUGUGAAGCGGACCGGGGGGAUGCUCUCCUGGGCCGGCUUGGGAACCUGAGAGGCGGGCGGGCCCCAGCUCGGCCACAGACACAGCUUCCUGUUUCUAUUUCGGUCGGUGCCUUGCAUCAGUGGAGCGCUUUCGUCUGUGAAGUGGGAAGGAGGCGGCCCCGGGAGUGGUGAGGCCGGGUGAGCCGCUGCCCGUGGGGACCGGGCGCCCCCGGAGCUGCUGCUCCUUCCCCGAUGGUGGGGCGCCCGGGGGCCCAGGCCGGGCUCAGACCCCAGAGCCGGCUCCCCUGCCCCGUGCGGAGGCCACGGCUCUGCCUGCCACCCUUCUCCGCUGGCGGGCCUGCCCCCUUUUGGUCCUGAGCCAGUUUCUCUUCCAGACCCUUCCCCCAGCCUCAUUUCUUCCAGAAGGCACAGCCGUCCUGGGAUAGGCUGCCCUGCGCUGAGCCACCUGCCCGAGCCGGUCCUCCCGGCCGCAGGCGAGGAAGCGGAGCUCCCAGCGGGCCGGGAACAGAGCCCGGGUUAGGGUUGGGCUCAGGGUCACGGGGUGCAAGGGGGAAGGAACUUGACCUAGCGUCAUGUUUAUUUAUUAUUUGUUUUUCCUCUUUGUUGUGAAAGUGCAACAGUGAAACUGACAGGCGCCCCAGGGGUGUCCCACUGCCCGCAUGGGGCCUCCCGGCACGUCCCAUCUGUUCACGUGUGACAGACACGGACUCUAAAAACCCACGAUACGGCGCCCACGACUGAAACCAAAUUAGAGUCGUUCCUCACGUGACGGUCUCCAGUCACCUGUCAGGUUCUCCCGCGGGCCCCUCCUGCGGGUGCCAAGCCCCCUGUCCUUUGGCGGCCAGACCCCGGCUCUAAACUCAGAGCUGGAACCAGAGGCUCUGUCAGACUCUGGUUUGAGUUUCCGGCAGGAUUUUAGGAGGUUCGGGUGACGUCCAUGUGGCAGAUGUCCAGGACAACGUGUCCCGGGCCCAGCGCAGAUCUUCUCUCUGGUGAGAACAGCCUUGCUGGGCUCCUGCACCCCGUCUCCCCUCCAGAAGGGACAGCACAAGCGGCUCCCGUGUGACCUCCGGGGCUCGGCUCCUAGCUCAGCUUCUUGGAGUUUGUGCCUCUUUUCUUCAACCAGAAGAAGUCUCGGUUCUCAGUGAGGCCGACACACCUGUGCUGUUCGCCAUCCCUCCCCCUCCUCCUCCUGAGUCUGUGCCGACGCUUGUGUGACGCUGCUGGUGACAUGUAUUGUCACCACAUGUGGCUCCUGAAAGCGGGGCUGCAGCCGCACCGCCUUCCGCGCCAGCCCAGCACACAGGUUCCCUUCUGCCGCCUGGUUUUGUCUUUUUAGGGAAUUUUAUAAAUUGUGUUUUAUUCCAAAGUCAAAAAGGAGGCAUCCAGGUCUGGCCAGCUGCCCCCGCGGGGUAUCCCCCUGCUGGGCGAGCAGGAGGCCGGGCGGCACGUCCUGCCCUUGGGUGACUCAGGCUCACCACCCGGGUGUCCCCACCCUGCUCUCAGCCCCGCACCGCAGAUCCCUAGAUCACCCGUGCCUGGGGCCGAGGUCCUGCCCGCGGAUCAUUCCCGACGGACGCGGCGCCACGGGGCGCUGACCCCUGUGUCUGGCCCCGGGGCUCCAGGUGAAGACGCGGCUCCUGUGUCUCCUCAGGCUUCACUCGUCGCUGCCGGCAGCCGCCGCCCCGCCAUGGAGGGGCAGGAGGAGCAGCCCCCUCGCGAGGCCAACACAGAGCCCAUCGUGACUUCAGGGGGUUCGGAGGUGGUGCCCAGGGUGCUCCCCGGAGAGCCCCAGAACCUGUCCGACGUGGACGCUUUCAACCUGCUCCUGGAGAUGAAGCUGAAGAGGCGGCAAGAGCGGCCCAACCUGCCGCGCACGGUGACCGAGCUGGUGGCCGAGGACGGGAGCCGCGUGUACGUGGUGGGCACGGCCCACUUCAGCGACGACAGCAAGAAGGACGUGGUGAAGACCAUCCGGGAGGUGCAGCCCGACGUGGUGGUGGUGGAGCUGUGCCAGUACCGCGUGUCCAUGCUGAAGAUGGACGAGCGCACGCUGCUGCGUGAGGCCAAGGAGAUCAGCCUGGAGAAGCUGCAGCAGGCCGUCAGGCAGAACGGGGUCAUGUCGGGACUUAUGCAGAUGCUGCUGCUGAAGGUGUCCGCCCACAUCACUGAGCAGCUGGGCAUGGCCCCUGGCGGCGAGUUCAGGGAGGCUUUCAAGGAGGCCAGCAAGGUGCCUUUCUGCAAGUUCCACCUGGGCGACCGGCCUAUCCCCGUCACCUUCAAGAGGGCCAUCGCCGCCCUUUCCUUCUGGCAGAAGAUCAAGCUGGCUUGGGGCCUGUGUUUCCUGUCGGACCCUAUCAGCAAGGAUGACGUGGAGCGGUGCAAGCAGAAAGACCUGCUGGAGCAGAUGAUGGCCGAGAUGAUCGGCGAGUUCCCCGACCUGCACCGCACCAUUGUGUCUGAGCGGGACGUCUACCUGACCUACAUGCUGAGGCAGGCGGCCCGGCGCCUGGAGCUGCCUCGCGCCUCUGACGCCGAGCCCAGGAAGUGCGUCCCCUCCGUGGUGGUGGGCGUCGUGGGCAUGGGCCACGUCCCUGGCAUCGAGAAGAACUGGACCACCGACCUCAACAUCCAGGAGAUAAUGACUGUCCCCCCGCCGUCCAUCUCCAGCAGAGUGUCCUGGCUGGCCGUGAAGGCCACCUUCUUGGGCCUCCUGGGCUACGGCCUGUACUGGAUGGGGCGCCGUGCCAGCAGCCUGGUCUUGUCACUGCCUGCCGCCCAGUACUGCCUGCAGAGGGCCUCCGAGGCCUGGCCACACAAGUAGGAAGGACAGAGGGAGCCACCACGUCCGUCCAGGGGGCUGCCCACAGCUGCUCCUGUGACACGGCCGAGGGGCAUGGGGGGCCGGCCCCCUGAGGAGCUCCUGGGUGCCACCCCCCAUGGGGGUCCAGCCUAGCCUCGCCUGCCCUCUCCCAACCCGCCCAAAUAAAGAAUUAUUUCACUGUCUGAGCUCGGGCUUCCCAGCAGCCCCCCUCCACCCUCUCCCUGCGGGCCGCUAGGAAGUUCACCGGCCCGGGAUGAGCUGGCGGGGGAGGGGUGAGGCGCGGUGGGCCGCAGCCGGCCAGCCCCUACCUCACUGUGCCUUCUCUCCGCGUCGCAGGGGGCGCCUCGCGGGGGUGCCGGGCCAGCACGCUGGCGAAGGGCAGCUUGGCCCGUGCAGCCCUUCGCGUGGCUCCUUGGCGCCCCCUGAGGGGGCGGUGGCCCCGGGUGAGCGCCAGCAACAGCUGUGCCUAUAGAGGUUGUGUGUUUCUGGCUCUUAAAAGCGUCUGAAACUUUUCUACUCAGGUAAUUUUAACUUAAAACAAACUGAAACAAAUGUCAGGAAAUACUAGCCUUAAAUCUGGUUGGGACAGAGAACAUCUUUCUCUUGGAGUCUCGGUCCCAGGAAGACAGGGGUGUGGCGAGGGUCAGUUUCGGCCAUGGGCAACCAGGCUGACCUCCAACCGCUGCCCGUCCGGCUGCCCCCGUGGUCUACCUCCAGCCGUGGGGGGCCCAGGGCCGCCACCGUCUCGGGGUGGAACCUGCCUGGCCCGCGGGCGGUUGAACCUGCUUCCUGUGCAGCUGGUGGUGGGACCUGGGGGUCACCCCGACCCUCAGUGGAUGGGUGGCAGUUGUCCUCCAGGGCCCGCCAGUUUGCGCAGGAACCGCCUUGGGUACAGCCGGGCCCAAGGUCAAGCUGGCCCCACACAGCACUUGACCCCGGUCAUUACCUGUUUGCGUCGUGUCCUGGUCACCUGUUUUCGACGUAGCAUCUGUGCAUCCCGUCAGGGGCCCAGGGCCACGUUUGGUUGUGUCUGUGUUGACUCAGUGUCUAAAUCAGGUGAAACCCACGGCCACAAUCUGGGCCGGGGAGCCUUGGGCUGGGCCAUGUCCUUGUCAUUCACACGCUCGUGUACACGUCCCUUAGAGACUGAAAUAAAAUUUAAUUUUGGAA